AGUUUCUUUCUCUAAAUUGAGUAAAUUCCUACUCUCUCUAUCGCCGAGCUUGAUAUCUAUGGCAGCAAAGCUUAUGCAUGCGGUUCAGUAUGACAGUUAUGGUGGAGGACCUUCUGGUUUAAAGCAUGUUCAAGUUCCAAUCCCAUCUCCAAAGAAAAAUGAGGUUUUGCUCAAGUUGGAAGCAGCAAGUCUAAAUCCAGGUGAUUGUAAGAUUCAGAAAGGCAUGGCGUGGCCUCUUUUCCCUCGCAAGUUGCCUCACAUUCCUGUAACUGAUGUGGCUGGAGAGGUUGUAGAGGUGGGACUGGGAGUCACAAAGUUCAAAGUGGGUGACAAAGUUGUGGCAAUGCUCAGCUAUGGUAAUGGAGGUGGACUUGGUGAGUUUGCGGCAGCUAAUGAGAAAUUGGUAGUUUCUAGGCCUCCUGAAGUGUCAGCAGCAGACGGCGCAGGCUUACCGGUUGCUGCUCUUACAGCUCACCAGGCUCUCACCAAAGAUGCAAGGAUCAAGCUUGAUGGAACAAGCCAGCAGAAGAACAUACUCAUUACUGGUGCCUCAGGUAACGUCGGUCUCUAUGCAAUCCAACUAGCAAAGCUCGGAAAUGCUCAUGUCACCGCCACUUGUGGAGCUCGUAACAUUGAACUAGUCAAGAGCUUAGGGGCAGAUGAGGUUCUUGACUACAAGACCCCUGAAGGGGCAACUGUCAAGAGCCCAUCUGGUCGGAAAUAUGAUUUUGUGAUCCAUUCUUCAUCAAAAGCAAUUCCUUGGUCAGUCUUUGAGCCGAAUUUGAGCUCAAAUGGGAAAGUUAUAGACCUUACUGCCGGCCUCAGCUCCUUGUUUACUUUUGUUCUUAAGAAACUCACCUUCUCCAAGAAGAAGCUGGUGCCAUUGAUCAUAAAUGCGAAGGGUGAGAACCUGGAUUGUCUUGUUAAGUUGGUGAAGGAAGGAAAGCUCAAGACUGUGAUUGACUCAAAUUUUCCUCUAUGCAAAGCUGAAGAUGCUUGGGCUAAAAGACUUGAUGGCUACAAUACAGGGAAGAUCAUUGUGGAGCAUUAGGUCUCAUUUGGUUCACGGAAAGGAAAGUAAUUUCUUUGUGUCUUUUC
Molecule: messenger RNA, 1098 nt
Organism: Rosa chinensis
Lineage: Eukaryota; Viridiplantae; Streptophyta; Magnoliopsida; Rosales; Rosaceae
Product: chloroplast envelope quinone oxidoreductase homolog
Exons: 4
Coding region: 59-1051 (330 amino acids)
Molecular function (GO): oxidoreductase activity
Source: RefSeq, a predicted model, not a curated record